This is a messenger RNA of Thunnus maccoyii (southern bluefin tuna), 3301 nucleotides long. It is a transcript of the gene pbxip1b, whose product is annotated as pre-B-cell leukemia homeobox interacting protein 1b. NCBI's taxonomy places the organism in Eukaryota, Metazoa, Chordata, Actinopteri, Scombriformes, Scombridae. The record is from RefSeq and is a predicted model, not a curated record. The transcript is spliced from 11 exons. The coding region runs from base 134 to 3022 and encodes 962 amino acids.
GGAUCAUGCAAGUUACAGGGGGCAUGUUCUCAUAGUUCUCAAGUUGGAUGAAGAGACAAGUGUAUCUGUGACAGUCUGUGGGGUCUGAGGUAAAGCGGCGGACCAAGGAGACAGGCAAAGCCUCUAGGGGGCCAUGUCUGGCGGCAGCAGUACUAACAACAGCUGGACCAUCCUCACUCCUGAGGAGACUGCUGCUGAAACCCUGAGGCCUCUGGCAGAAGGGACAGAGCACCAUGAGGAAAGCCAUACAUCUACAGAAGGCUGUGGGGCCAACAACCAGCCUGCAGAGGAUACAACAUCUGCAGAGGGGCCCUCUGUGGAGGAACACCUGGUAUCAGAAGAGAAAAAAGGAGAGCUAAGCGAAGCCUCCAGCACAGAUCACCACACCUACGAGCCCACCACCAUCACUGAUGCCACCGUUCCCUCUUCUUUGGACGUCUCGAGCAGCUCCAUCCCUGGCAGUGAUGUGCUCAGCCAGUCAGAGGGCCUAGCUGAGGGCCAGGCACAGUCCAGCCCAGACCCGGAUUCAUUCACUGACUCCUACACCCAUAUAACUCCCUCCCCUGAUGAGCCCCCAGCCUCGCUGCUGAGCACAGAGACUCUGGGAGGGGUGGAGUUUACACAGGAAGAAGAGAGGCCAGCACAGGAAGGAGCACCGCAUCCGCUAAAUGGGGAGGAGCUACAACAGGAAGGGGAGGAGUCAGACCUGUCUCCGAGGACGACUGACUUGGGGAAACAGGCAGACUCCCCAGGGGAUUCAGAGGUUGGGGACGAGAGGGCCGAGAAGACGGGAGAGGAGGGAGAGCCAGAGGUGAGGAGAAGGAGGUCUCUCUUGGCAGCUCUGGAGCGGAUCGGAAGGGCAGAGGAGGAAGACGAAGGAGAGGAAGAAUUUCAGUUGCCACAGCGAGAGGAAGAGAGUGGGUUCUCUGUGAACAAGUGCAUCCUGGGUGCCGUCAUUCUGUUAGGCCUCGGGACCAUCUUUUUCUCAGGUGUCUUCAUGGACCUGGAUGAGGAGAGUGACUAUAACACGAGGGAGCUGAAAGAUCCAGAAGUACCAGGAAAACAGGAGUGGCUUAAUCCGGAGGUUCCUCCACCCCCAGUAGAUGCUGACAGCACAGAUCUUCUAAAUAAGAUAGCCAACGAAAACAAGCAGAUUCCUGUGCUACAAGCCCAACUUCAGGCACAGAAAGAAGAGCUAAAAGUAGCCAAGGGACAGGCAGCAGAGGGAGCAGCAGAGCGGAUGCGGUGGGAGGAGGUGGAGAAGGAAAACAGUAGGUUGAAGAAAGACAUGGCAUCUCUCCCUGUCCUUCAGAAAGAAAACGAGAGGAUGAAGAGAGAGCUGGAGUCUGUCUCGGCCCUACAGAAAGAACUAGACACUCUGAGAUCCACUCUGACUGAAUUAAAACUCUCAUCAGGUACAGAGGGAGGAGCAGCCAGUGAAGCAGCUCAGGCACCUGUGAAGCCUACUACAUCGCCCCCCAGUGGUCAGCCAGAGGACAGCAGCCCAAGUAUAGCUGGAUCUACAGCGAGACAGUCCUGGAUACCAUUGGAUGAGCAAAGGGCUGAGAAGAAGAAAGAUCGGAAGAAGGACAAACACGACAUGGGCGAGAAGAAAGAGUGGAAAGAGAGAGAAAAAUCUGAAUGGAAAGAAGGAGAGAAAAAGGAGAGCAAAGAUGGAGGUAAAACAGAAUGGAAGGAGAAGGAGUUGAAAAAGGGGAAACACGAGCAAGGAAAGUUUGACAAGGAGAAAGUUAAGGAAGGUAAGCAAAAGAAGCACAGUGAUGACAAACAGUGGAAGGAGAAAGACCUGAAGAAAGAAAAGGCUAGCAGAGGGGAUGGAGGAAAACCAUGGAAGGAUAGGGAAGGGAAGAAAGAGUGGACAGAAAAAAGUGAGAGAAAAGAACUGAAGGAGGACAAAGACUGGAAAAAGCCAAAGCACGAGAAACAGAGUGAGGGUAAGCAAUGGAGGGGAAAGGAGGAGAAGAAGGAUAGGAAGGGAGGAAAAGAUCAUGGAGAGUGGCACAAGAGCAAGGAGGAGUGGAAGGGAGAGAAGGAGUGGAAGAAAGCAAAAGAUGGCUUUAAGGAAAGUGGCAAAAACAAGUGGGAGAAAAAAGAUUGGAAACAGAAAGGAGAGAAGAAAGAGUGGAAGAAAGACAGUGAGUGGAAGAGCAAAACCAGCAAAGAUCUUGGUAAAGAAGGGAAAGGAAAGUGUGAAAGGAAACAGUGGGAAGAGAAUGAAAAUCAUGGUAAAGGGAAGGGAAAGGAUGAGAGGAAACAGUGGAGCGAGAGCAACUGGAAGGCUAAAAAUGGUCAAGAUGGUAAGGACUGGAAAAAGAAGAAUGAGAGGAAGCAGUGGGAAAAGAAAGAAGAAGAGUGGAAGAAAGGAGGACAGAAAGAGAAAAAGCACUUCGGAGAUUGGAAAAAGGACAAAUCCAGCUUCCAGAAAAACAAAGACGAGCACAAGUCAACCAGUAACCACAACCGCCAUGACCACCAUGAGGAGCAUCCGUGGAAAGACAAGAUGCCCCCUCAUACACACCGCCAACCCUCCCUCGAUCAACCUGAGUACUGGAUCCACCAGAGAGACCGCCUCCAGCAUAACCCUAAACCUCCACAGCACUGUAACUCACUGGAGACCUGUGCUCAGGCUGAGGGGCUGCUCCCUGUCCCUUUACCCGAGUUCGAGGCCAUCCUCCUAACAUACCUAGCCAAGGCAGAGGAGUUUGGUGUGGAUUCCUCCAAAAUAGAAGAGCUCAAAAAGCUAGCCACCGAGUUCUUCAAGGACGGAGUCUUUGUUCAUGACCAGAUGAGCUUUCAAGAAUUCGUCGAAGAUUUGAGCGAUAUUUUAGAAGACAUGGUGGAAGUGGAUGAAAACGAUGGAGAAGAGGAUAGUGCCAUAGAGGACGAAAUGGAGGAGUUUGAACGAGAAGUCAUAAAAAAGUUUUCAGUGCCAGGAGCUGGAGAGAAAGAGGAGAAAAUCAAGGGGGAGUGGAGGAAGGAAAGUGGCCGAGCACGUGGCUGAAGAAGUGAUAGAAUUGAUGGAUCUGUCAAAUGAAGCUAAGAGGAGUCAUGACAAAUGAGGGGUUAUUCAAAGGGAACACUUACUAUUGGACCACAAAUGCUUACAAUUUAUGGUCCUGUCAUUGUUUUUAAAGGAUCUUAUUUUUACCCCUUCCCUCUGCUGUCCAAGAGAUUCAACUUAUAAUUUGAUCUCAGUCACAUUAUACCUGUUAGAUUUAGUUGGAUGUUACUCUGCUUUGACUCUCACCUCCAGAAUAAACACUAUACAGUCUUAUUCACA